Messenger RNA from Cheilinus undulatus (humphead wrasse), 2272 nucleotides. It is a transcript of the gene pdxka, whose product is annotated as pyridoxal (pyridoxine, vitamin B6) kinase a. The record is from RefSeq and is a predicted model, not a curated record. Gene Ontology annotation, biological process: pyridoxal 5'-phosphate salvage. Gene Ontology annotation, molecular function: pyridoxal kinase activity. The coding region runs from base 177 to 1112 and encodes 311 amino acids. Gene Ontology annotation, cellular component: cytosol. The transcript has 11 exons. NCBI's taxonomy places the organism in Eukaryota, Metazoa, Chordata, Actinopteri, Labriformes, Labridae.
ACUAAAUGUCACAACAGUCAGUCACAAGUAGCACCGCGAAUCCUGCCUUUUGAUGCCCGAGUUUUCCUCUCAUGCGAAGUCAUAGCGCGUCGAAGCCUGUAAAACACCCAAUGCUGCUAUAGGAUUAACCACAGCUGCUAAGUGUGUUUGUUUUUUAACGCAUUGUAAUCGCGGUAAUGGAGUGUCGUAUACUGUCCAUCCAAAGUCAUGUUGUUAGGGGAUACGUUGGGAACAAGUCAGCAACAUUCCCGUUACAGGUACUGGGCUUUGAAGUCGACUCAAUCAACUCUGUGCAGUUCUCUAACCACACAGGCUACGCCCACUGGAAAGGGCAAGUAUUGACUGCAGAGGAGCUAAAUGUGUUGUAUGAGGGCAUAAAGCUCAAUAACGUGAACCAUUAUGACUACAUCCUCACAGGUUAUAGCAGGGAUACGUCAUUCCUGGGGAUGGUAGUUGACAUUAUUCAGGAGCUGAAGAAGGCCAAUCCGUCCCUUGUAUAUGUUUGUGAUCCUGUAAUGGGCGACCACGGCGCUAUGUAUGUUCCAGAGUGUCUGUUGCCAAUCUACAGAGACAAAGUUGUGCCUCUUGCUGACAUCCUCACCCCAAACCAGUUUGAAGCAGAGUUAUUGACUGGCAGGAAAAUCAACACAGAGGCAGAUGCUAUCCAGGUGAUGGACCUGCUUCAUGAUUUGGGUCCAGAGACUGUGGUCUUGACUAGUACAGACCUGCCAUCAAAAUAUGGGGACCAGUUUCUGGUGGCCCUUGGAAGCCAGAAAAUAGUGAAGGCAGAUGGGACCAACACCAGUCAGAAAAUCUGCAUGGAUAUCCCCAAGGUCGACGCUGUGUUUGUUGGGACCGGAGACUUGUUUGCUGCCCUGUUGUUAGCCUGGACUCACUAUCACCCUAAAGAUCUAAAGGUGGCCUGUGAAAAGACAGUUUCGGUCAUGCAUCAUGUCAUUAAGCGGACCAUUACUUAUGCCAAUGAGAUUGCCGGCCCUGGGAAAAGGCCCAGUCCUGCACAGCUAGAGCUGAGGAUGGUUCAGAGCAAAGCCGACAUUGAAAAUCCUGCCAUUGUAGUGGAGGCUAAGGUUUUACAGAAGUCUUCACACUGAAGAGGGAAAUAUUUUUGUGAACACUCUCACUGUGCUGGUACAAAUCAGCUUCUAAUCAAGGUUGUUCACAAGUUACACAUACAAUUUUUUUCCAUCCAAUACUUGCACAUGUCCUUGCCUUACAAAAUGUCAGAAGAAAGAGGAUUCUUCUUGUGAAAGGGGUCAGCAGGGUUGGUUUUAUGCAUACUGUACUUAUGAACACACUUGAGAUACUGCCAAAUGUGUUUGAACCAUGGCCUGUGUAGACAGCAGACAUUGGCCCUUUAAAACAACAUUAGUCAACAAGGUGGAUGUAUAAACAUAGUGUAUGAGUACUUGAAUUUUCCUUAACAAGGGGAAACUACUUCUUGCUAUGAAAUACUCAUCUAGAGAUAAACUAAGAAUACACAGGAUGCCAGCGGUGCAUGCAUUAUCAUUCCUCUACCUUUUGUUUCCAGCAAGUUAAGAUUCUUUACAUUUACUUAAAGUGUGAUCCUAAUAAGGCAUUUUAACCACAUAAUUAAUGUAUAAUGAUAAAUUAGGCCCAAGGAAAUAAAUAAUGGAAAUUCCAUUGUUUACAGAUUUAGAUAAGAAACUUAUUUUUUGUCUAAAAUGAAUGUAUUAAAAAUAUGAAUGCUUAAAGCGUGCUCAUAACAUACUUGGGUGUUUCCAUUAUUCUUUAGGUUAAGUAAUGAUUAUUACAUGCAGGCUGGAUGUGUUACAAGUUUGGGAAAGCAUUUUCUUUCAUAAAAUAUGUAACAUCUUAUGCAAUUUACAAUAUGUAGUCCCUGUAGUUUUAUUAUUUGUUUUAAUUUGUAUUACUUUCAAUGUUUUUUUUACUUUAAUGUUAAUCAUGAUAACAGCUUAUGUCUAAAGCUGAUUUUUAAUCAAUUUUCUUAAAAUGAUUUUACUAGCAAGAUAUAGCAUGAUAAAUGAAUGUCUUAAACAUCUCAAAUUGAGGUAUUUGCACAGAUAAUCAUUAAUAUAUUGACAAGUGAUCAUUGUUUUCAUAUUAAAAAGUUGUCAUAUCUCAGCAAGAGUUGUAAUGAGAGACCCAACUGAAUGUUUUCUUGUACUAAUGAAAUGGUUAAUCCUCUCAAAUAAUGUUAGACAAGUGCCAAACCUUAAGUUGCCGCUCUGAUUUAGAGCAAUGUAGUAACGUUAAUAAAUUAUUAAUCCUU